Monoraphidium neglectum is the source of this 429-nucleotide messenger RNA. RefSeq lists its product as hypothetical. Lineage: Eukaryota; Viridiplantae; Chlorophyta; Chlorophyceae; Sphaeropleales; Selenastraceae. The record is from RefSeq and is a predicted model, not a curated record. The coding region runs from base 1 to 429 and encodes 142 amino acids. The transcript has 4 exons.
AUGCCCAUUCCGCGAGGCGCGCCCCUCGGCGCCCGGAGUGGAGCUUGCCGGUGGGACAAACCCAUUGGGGACAAGGUCCGCAAGACCAUCAACUACGCCAUCCUGCAGGGCCCCCUAAACGGCAAGGCUGUGGCCGUUGUCGCAAACAAAGGCGCCUGCUCCACACGUUCCCCCGCCAUCUCCAGCAGCGCCGGCGGCUCCCAGCUGUUUGUAUACCAUGCUGAUGCAAUUGACACCAUCCGCAAGACCACUCUGACCAACUGGUUUGUCAGCUACGCCCGCCGCAAUGCAAAGACACCGCUGGACCCCACCACCUUCUACAACGGCGUCAAGGCGCUGCAGGCGCAGCACCUCGGCGCCACCCUGCGCCUUCUGUCGCCCGUGAACACCCUCAACGUCUUCGGCGUAUCCCUCACAACCUCGAACUGA